Microstroma glucosiphilum is the source of this 498-nucleotide messenger RNA. RefSeq lists its product as hypothetical. The record is from RefSeq and is a predicted model, not a curated record. Bases 1 to 498 code for a protein of 165 amino acids. NCBI's taxonomy places the organism in Eukaryota, Fungi, Basidiomycota, Exobasidiomycetes, Microstromatales, Microstromataceae. The transcript is spliced from 2 exons.
AUGUUCUUCAACACCUGCAAAGUCGGCCUCGCCAUUGCUCUGAGUGCUCUCCUCUCUUGCAUCGCUACAGCAGCUCCUACACACCCAUACAAUGCCGAUGGUACGGUCUCUUGUCAUGCACGCGGCACUCCCGCCAAGCUUCAAUGGGUGGACCAAGCCGCCAAGAAAUCCGGCUUCCUAGGUCUCAACAACAAAGGCCAAUUCGAGCUUCGUCUCACCCUCUCAGACAAUCCCGCCUAUCCUCAAUUCAGCAUCUGCGACUCGACCUACAUCGGUUCCAGACAACGAGGAGGGCUCUACACUGGUCAUCUUCAGCUACUGGGGAAAUGCAUUGCGGUUCGUCAAGGGGGACUGCACUUGGAUCCUUGCCCUAUGAGAGAUGAUGAGAGUCAGACGGCAGCGACCUUUGGGCUUAUGAAAGCGACGAAUCAGAUCUCGGCGGCGGGGGGUGAAUUUGCUAUUCGGGGACACAAGGGGAUUCAGCUCUUCCUUGCGUGA